AUGGUGUUUUCCUAUGAGCAUUACAUGAACCUGAUCUAUCACCUGGAUGACGCCAAUGAGACAGUGCCGUCUGAUAUUGCCAAGCGUGUGGUUUCCAAUGCAAUGGCACCAGUCAUAACAGUGACAUCGACGGUUCUACUCGACAGACACAUUGAAGAAACAUACGGGAUCGAUUCUCUGUAUAUGUUACUUAGAUUUUUUGGUGGUUGUGUCUCUGAUAGGGAUCAAGCAAAUGAAGUUAAAUUGGGGACAGAUGGUUUAAAAGUAACUGAAGAGGGUGUAGAAAAUGAGAAAGACGGAACAAAUGGGCUAACAGUACCGCGUCAGACUAGAGUACGGAGUAAUUCUAAUAGUUUGUAUCAAAGAGAUGCCACUCAGUCGCAAUAUGUGCGAUUUACCAAACCUUUAGCUGAUUUAAUCAACACACAAGAUGCCAAUGACAUGCUCUUUGAUUACCAUUCACUGGAAGUAUAUCUGCAAGAAUACCUAUCAGUAGUAGAUAAGAAAUUUAGCCCCCAUAUUCCUCAUCAUUUGCUAAAAACCUCGAUCUAUCAUAGUUUCUUUGCAUUAGCCAUAUCAUCGACCUCAAAGCUGUCGCCUUUUGAGUGUUUUAAUCAUCCAAUUGUGUCGCUCUUGGCAAUUGAUAUCACAAGAAAUGAAGACUACGAGACUGCUGCUGAACAAUUAAAAGAGUUCAAGAGUAUGAACAAUAAUAUACCCAGCUUUCCCUCAUUUAUAAAUACAAACGACAUAUUACCAGUAUUUCUGCUUUGUUACAAUAAAGAUAACGAAACUGAGUUCGAAGAAUGCCAAACUUUGGCCGGAAAAUUGAAGAAACAGCUCUUUGUUGAAAGCAUAAUACUUCCCCUAUGGUCAACAGAAUUUACCGAUAAUUUGGUAGUUUCCUUGCAUCAACCGGUGAUGUCAUCUAUUGAGGAAAUUAUGUUCUUCUUACAAAAUCCUGUCGAUCAUAAACUACCCCUCAAGCUUGUCAAUUGCAUUUAUGACCAAAUUGAUAUGAUCGUCUAUGAUUUAAUGAAACCUUUUAUGAAGAGAAAAAUGACUUUUUGGGAAGAGACUAUUUUGACCCCAAGAAAGUCAUUAUUUCAUGGAGCAAAAUUUUUUAAAAAGUUUAUGAACAAAUCCACACAAGCUCUAUCACAACCAAACUCGCUUCUGAAAGAGAACCAUGGUAGUAAUUAUCUAUCCUCGACUUCUCCUGAAUUCUUGAUGAGGAAGCUUGCGGAUUGGUCCAUGAUGGUGUCUGACUUCAAGACAGCUUAUACAACAUAUGAAUCUCUGUGUCAAGAUUUUGAGCGUAUGCCAAAAUACUUAGCAUCAUGUUCCGAAUGGUGCGCAGUAUCUUUAUUAAUGGGUGCUCAAAAUAUUGUUACUGCAAAAAUGCUCAAGAACGAGAUCAAUCCAGCAAUAGAAAGAGCACUAGGAGCAUAUGAGCUGUGUGCCACGGAAUCAAAUGCACAUAGAAAAUUUGGAGACUCUGACGAUUUGAGUGCACCUGUCAGAAGUUAUGAGACGCGUUGCAUGUUUUUGGCUUCAGAACUAUUUCUUUCAUUAAGUGAUACUUGGACUUCAACACCCUUUGCAAUCGCAUAUUUAGAGACAAUAUUAAAUGAAUGUAAACUAGGACCCUUAUCUGAAAUUAUGAUUUGGGAACGACUAAGUGAUUGCUAUGGUAUGAGAAUUGACCCAAGAAUAAAACAUAGAAUUGGAAAUCUUGAAUUAUUACAGAAGAAGGAGGAAAAUAUGGAUGAUCCUAAAAAUGCUGAUGUCUUUACCACAGAGGAUAUACUUUCAAAAGGUUUAACAAGGAAUAGAAAGGCAGCUCUUUUUAAGCUUAUUGCAGCUAGAAAAUGGUGUGAACAAAAACAAUGGCGAGAAUUAAGUUGGUGUUUAGAUGAUUUAGAAUCAACUUACUCCGACUUAAAAUGCUUUAAUAAAGAGAAUUUACUGUAUACACGUCUGAGGAAUGAGCUUAUUGCUGCUAGACAAGACAUGUAG
Messenger RNA from Nakaseomyces glabratus, 2019 nucleotides. It is a transcript of the gene TRS85, whose product is annotated as Trs85p. NCBI's taxonomy places the organism in Eukaryota, Fungi, Ascomycota, Saccharomycetes, Saccharomycetales, Saccharomycetaceae. Gene Ontology annotation, cellular component: TRAPPIII protein complex. The record is from RefSeq and is a predicted model, not a curated record.